Trichoderma asperellum CBS 433.97 is the source of this 756-nucleotide messenger RNA. RefSeq lists its product as uncharacterized. The record is from RefSeq and is a predicted model, not a curated record. Lineage: Eukaryota; Fungi; Ascomycota; Sordariomycetes; Hypocreales; Hypocreaceae.
AUGUCCCCCCCCUACAAAUUCACCUUCUCGCCCUCUCUCUCCCCCCUCACCCUCCAAACCCCCCAAACCCUGUCCUCCAAAUCCGUCCCCUCCAUCGCCCACCUCAUGACCAGCGUCCUCGUCCUCCGCCAGCAAAAACAACCCCUGUCCCCUCCUCAGAUCCUCCUCCUGCGCCGCUCCCCCGCAGAUUCCUACGGCCUCAAGUGGGAAGCCCCCGGCGGCUCAGCCGACCUCACCGACGCGUCAAUCCUGUCCGCCGCCGCGCGCGAGCUCUUUGAGGAAUCCGCCCUCGGGGAGAGCCAUUUCCACGCCGUGCUGGGCAUGACGAAGCAAAAAGCCGAAGAGCUGUUUUCUUCGUCGACGGCGGAGGAGAAGAGGCCUGAAAAUUGGGGCAUUGAUCCUGAGGAUGAGCAGGCAGAGGACAUAGAGGUGCAUGUCUCGGAGGAGAUGAAGAUUCUGUUUACGACGUUUCACGAACCGGAUGGCAUUUGGGGGAAAGUCAAUUUCCUCGCUACUGUGGCGGAGGAUGCGCAGGUCGAGAUUGAUCUGGAGGAGCAUGUCGAGUGGGGGUGGUUCACGGAGGAGGAGGUCCGGACGGGACGGGCCUUGAGGUCGAGUGUCAUUACCGAAACGAUUUUCCCGGACGAGGAGCUUUCUGAUGGGGGGAAGAGGGUAAUGGAGUUUACGAGCCAGGCUGUUUGGGGAUCUCUUUUGGAGGCUUUUAGUGUGGGGAGGGAGCUGGGCAUUAUUGUGUAA